AUGGAGAACAGGACAGAAGUGACAGAGUUCAUCCUCCUAGGACUCACCAGUGCCCCAGAACUACAGGUGGCCCUCUUUAUCAUGAUCACCCUCAUCUACCUCAUCAAUGUGGUUGGGAACCUGGGGAUGAUCAUACUGAUCCUCUUGGAUUCUCGUCUCCACACUCCCAUGUACUUUUUCCUGGGUAACCUGUCUUUGGCAGAUUUCUGUUACUCCUCAGCGGUUACUCCCACAGUCAUGGCUGGGCUCCUUCUAGGAAACUGCAACAUUUCCUACAAUGCCUGUGCUGCUCAGGCCUUCUUGUUUGGAGGAUUUGCCAGUGUGGAAAAUUUAUUCUUGGCCGCGAUGGCCUAUGACCGCUAUGCUGCAGUGUGUAAGCCCUUGCACUACACCACCACCAUGACAACACGUGUGUGUGCGUGUCUGGCUGCAGGCUGCUACCUGGGAGGUUUCCUGAAUGUCUCCAUCCAUGUUGGGGAAUCGUUCAGUCUCUCCUUCUGUCAGUCCAAUGUGGUGCAUCACUUUUUCUGUGAUGUUCCAGCAGUCAUGGCUCUGUCUUGCUCUGAUAGACACGUCAAUGAGCUGGUUCUUGUUUAUGUGGCCAGCUUCAAUGUCCUGUUUGCCCUUCUAGUCGUCUUGGUAUCCUACUUAUUCAUAUUCAUCACCAUCCUGAAGAUGCGCUCAGUUGCAGGAUAUCAGAAAGCUUUGUCCACCUGUGCCUCCCACUUCACUGCAGUCUCCAUUUUCUAUGGGACAAUUAUCUUCAUGUACUUACAGCCCAGCUCCAGUCAUUCCAUGGAUACAGACAAAUUUGCCUCUGUCUUUUAUACGAUGGUCAUCCCCAUGCUGAAUCCAGUGGUCUAUAGCCUCAGGAACAAGGAGGUCAAGAGUGCAUUCAAAAAAGUUAUUGGAAGCACCAUUUAUUGA
Messenger RNA from Marmota flaviventris (yellow-bellied marmot), 927 nucleotides. The record is from RefSeq and is a predicted model, not a curated record. Lineage: Eukaryota; Metazoa; Chordata; Mammalia; Rodentia; Sciuridae.